Helobdella robusta is the source of this 1782-nucleotide messenger RNA. RefSeq lists its product as hypothetical. Gene Ontology annotation, molecular function: calcium ion binding; cadherin binding. The transcript has a single exon. Gene Ontology annotation, biological process: homophilic cell-cell adhesion. NCBI's taxonomy places the organism in Eukaryota, Metazoa, Annelida, Clitellata, Rhynchobdellida, Glossiphoniidae. Gene Ontology annotation, cellular component: catenin complex; plasma membrane. The annotation marks the transcript as partial. The record is from RefSeq and is a predicted model, not a curated record.
UGUGAAAUCCGACUCGAUAUAGCCAUCGAGCCAGUUUCAUAUUUCCGAUUGAUUAAGAUCAACGUUGAAAUUCUAGACGUUAACGACAAUUCACCGAAAUUCGAAUCACCCCUCAUAAAUCUCGACAUAUCGGAAUCGGCACCCGUGAAUUCGGUUUUCAAACUACCAUCCCCUGUAGAUAAAGACUCGAAACAGUUUUCAAUAAAACGGUACGGACUGGAGAAUAGUUUUGCGCGUUCAAAUGACGCGAGCGAAAACUCGAAACUAAAUUUCGCAAUAAAUUCUACGAUUAAAGACGACUUAUCCAGUGAAUUACACUUAACGCUGAUAAGAGAAUUAGAUAGAGAGAAGGAAGAUAAAUUAUUUAUGACCUUGACCGCAGUUGAUGGGGGGUCACCACCCCUUACCGGAACCCUAGAAAUAGUGGUAAAUGUCAAAGAUGCCAACGACAACGCGCCUACUUUCGAAUACAAACUAUACGAAGUUGUGGUUCCUGAAAAUUUCACCGUCAAUUCGACCAUAGCAAAAGUGAAAGCGGACGAUGCUGAUUUCGGUGAAAAUGGAGAGGUUGAGUACCAUUUCGAUACGAGAACGGCCGAGAAAUUCGGGAAGAUAUUUCAAAUGAAUCAUUUCAAUGGCGAGGUUGUUGUGGUCAGCUCUCUCGAUUACGAGAACCAAACGAUGUACAAGUUGAUGAUCACUGCAAGAGAUAAUGGCAGUCCAGAAUCGAAGUCAUCGGAAACUGUUGUGGUCAUCAAAGUGGUUGACGUCAACGACAACAAACCACAAAUCACAAUAACACCUCUGCAGAGCUUAGGAUCGGACAAAAUUGGAGUUUAUGAGAAUUUGAAUUCCGAUACUUUUGUAGCAAAAGUUCAGGUAACCGACGCCGAUUAUGGCAAUAAUGGGCGGAUAAACUGCCAAAUCGAGCAGACGAAUUUUUUCAAAUUAAGAUUUGUUAAUACGGACGGAGAGUAUGAAAUAUUAACAUCAGUUAUGUUCGAUCGAGAACAAAAUGAUCGGUACUUGUUGAAAAUUAUUUGCCAUGAUAUGGGAGAUGUUCCGUUGUACACCGAUAAAUUAAUUGAAAUUGAAAUACUCGAUGUCAAUGAUAACUUUCCGCAGUUUGAAAAAAAUCUUUACGAAAUCGACCUGAGAGAAAACAACGACAGAAGCAUCGACAUCGUUAAAGUGUUGGCAACCGAUCUGGACAUUGGAAGCAAUGCAAAAAUCUUCUACACUCUCAACACACCGCCUGCUGCAGACUUGGGCAUUUUUGCUUUCAACGACUUUAAUUCGAACUUUCAUUCGAAGCUCUUCAGCGUUCAACCAAACUCCGGCAUUGUGCGAGUUUUGGAGUCGAUAGAUCGCGAAAAAUAUCCCACUAUCGACUUUUCCGUUUUUGCCUGUGACAAUGAAAACUUCAGCAGCAACAGUCGCUGCUCAAAAAGUCGAAUAAAAAUAUUCAUUCUGGAUAUUAACGACUGCGCUCCUCAGUUUCACAUGAGUACAUUUUCGUUCAGUGUUAAUGAGAACCAGCCUCUAGGGACGGAAAUAGGGAUGGUAGUGGCAAAAGAUGAUGAUUCGCCACCCUACAACGAGUUUUCAUUCCAUCUCAUCUCCACUAGCGAUAACAAACCUCACAAAUUAUUCGACGUCAACAGGAAAUCCGGAAAGAUUGUUACAGCAACAAAACUCGACCGCGAAUAUCGAAGCGAUUAUCAAUUCCUCAUCGAGGCUCGUGACGAUAACAACGCAUCGCUGACAUCAACAGCCACCAUU